AUGAAGACAACCAAAAGAAAGCAUUUAGAAAAAUGGUUUUCUCACAUAGGAGAGCUUAGAUCUCUAUUUCCCAAAGCUUCUGUUGUGGCUCUCAGUGCUACAUGCACUCUGAAGAUUCAACAUAGAGUGAUGAAAGUUUUAUGUUUGUCACCAUCUACCAAGGUGAUCAAACUUCCACCAAAUCCAGCCAAUGUAAAACUCUGUGUCUCCAAGGUGCCUUACAAUAUAGAACAUUCUAUGGCAUUUCUUGCAGAUGCAAUCACGGAUUACAAUUUUCCGAAAACGCUGAUGUACUGUACUUCAAUAACAGACUGUGCAGCCAUAUAUAAUUAUUUGUGCAAAGAACUACCCGACUGUGAAAUUGAAAUGUACCACUCUGAAACAGAACAGGAAAAAAAGGAUUCAAUACUUGGAUUAUUACAGGACCCAUCAUCUAAAUGGAAGCUCAUUAUAGCGACCAAUGCACUGGGCAUGGGGAUUGAUGUUAAAGACUGUCACUCUCUCAUCUUCUUGGGACUCCACAAGAUUAAUCGUGGAUUUAUUCCAGGAGAUUGGAGAGUGGGAAGGGAUGAGCAGCCUUCUCUUGCCUUACUACUGCAUCAUGGACACCAUUUGAGAUCGCAUAGGAAACUGAAGUAA
Messenger RNA from Saccostrea cuccullata (small rock oyster), 639 nucleotides. RefSeq lists its product as uncharacterized. Lineage: Eukaryota; Metazoa; Mollusca; Bivalvia; Ostreida; Ostreidae. The transcript has a single exon. The record is from RefSeq and is a predicted model, not a curated record. Gene Ontology annotation, biological process: double-strand break repair via homologous recombination. Bases 1 to 639 code for a protein of 212 amino acids. Gene Ontology annotation, molecular function: 3'-5' DNA helicase activity; four-way junction helicase activity. Gene Ontology annotation, cellular component: nucleus; chromosome; cytoplasm.